AGUCUUCUACUACACUUCUGGUAGUCCACGACUUUUAGCGCUCUAGGAUGCAGACCCUCUCGGCUUGCCGCUGCGUGGCGGGCGCUCGCCCGUUCACGGCUGUGCGGCCUCUGCCUGCAGCCCGCCCGAUGCAGGCUGCUGCCCCUCGCCGCGCUCCCCUCCACAUUAUGAACCUCCGUGUUAACAACGUGGAGAUUCCCAACAGCAAGCGCAUUGAGGUGUCCCUUCAGUACAUCUUCGGCAUUGGCGAGACCACGGCCCAGACUAUCCUGCGCGACACGGGCGUGGAGAACAAGAAGACCUAUGAGCUGAACGAGGAGGAGAUCAACAAGCUGCGUUCGGAGGUGGAGAAGUACACGACCGAGGCUGACCUGCGCCGUGUGGUGGCUCAGAACAUUAAGCGGUUGAAGGACAUCGGCUGCUACCGCGGCCGUCGCCACAUCAUGGGCCUGCCCGUGCGUGGCCAGCGGACAAAGACCAACGCCCGCACCCGCAAGGGCAAGGCCAAGACCGUCGCCAACAAGAAGAAGGCCACCAAGUAAAUGCUUGGCGCUUUGGACCUGUUGAUUCAUGAGCGAUGGAGGCAGCUGCGGGCGCUAGCAUAGUUGGAGUCCCGGCGGAGCUAUGGCGAAGGAUGUGGGCCAUGCGUGCAGAUGCAGCACGAUUAUUUACAUGGUCGAUGGAAGAGCGGGUUAUGCCGGAGGCCGCAGGCUACAGAGCGGGGAGAGCGCACCCAAAUUUGCAGGGCGCCAAGCCCCUGCGUACUGCUGUGCACCGGAUGCUGGUCGGGCGUGACGAGGCGGCAGAGGGACAGGACGAGUAUCUGUCAGUAGUUGGGCGGUAGCUGUUGUGGGCAGGCGCCGCUGCCAGUGACGAGGCGUGCGUUCCAGGAGCCGCGUGUUUUCCAGCCAGCGCGGCACCUGGCCACGGUGUGUGUGUUUGUGUACAUGCGGCACAACUUGGCGCUCGGCAUGAGCUGAGGCCGCAUUAAAAAGCUUGCAGUCAAGAAUGUAAGUGUCAAAGCCGAAGCGGAGUGCUGGGUCCCUCCUUUUGGCGAGAUGAUCCCCUAUGACGGGCGCGGAGCAGGGUCCUUCGCGUUGUUCAAGCAACACCUGGGCGCCUUAUCAGUUGCCCGCAUGGUGGCGCUCGUCAGCUGCGUGCACGCGACCGAGUUCUGCAGCACGUCUUGUCGACGGCACUGCGUGGUUUGCGCAAACCGUAGUCUCCGCUCCCGAUUCCCGUAUUGGCGUUCGCUGUUGACACUGUUGACAACAGGGGAGCAGAUCACCGCGAAUGACAGGGAAUGAAAUGUGCCAAUGAGGUGGCACUUCAUCGGGCCGAGUCACGUAACGUUUUGAGUGGACCUUCCGUGUGCGCUGGCUCCGUCUCUGAGACUACUCCCAGAACAAGAAUAAGUCGAUACGAUUUGCGA
This is a messenger RNA of Chlamydomonas reinhardtii, 1432 nucleotides long. RefSeq lists its product as uncharacterized. Gene Ontology annotation, cellular component: mitochondrion; small ribosomal subunit; ribosome. Gene Ontology annotation, biological process: translation. The record is from RefSeq and is a predicted model, not a curated record. Gene Ontology annotation, molecular function: RNA binding; structural constituent of ribosome. The transcript has 7 exons. NCBI's taxonomy places the organism in Eukaryota, Viridiplantae, Chlorophyta, Chlorophyceae, Chlamydomonadales, Chlamydomonadaceae. Bases 48 to 542 code for a protein of 164 amino acids.